CUGGCAAUGGUCGGGAGUCGGAGGCCUCGCUGAGCUGUAGAGGUUGGAGACUCCAAGCCCUGUGGGGCACAGAGGCAGACACACUCGGUCUGUUCCCAGGACCAUGCUCUGGGUGUUUGGCAUUCUCUGGAUAACACAAUUGGCUCAUUCGGAAGUGCCACUGUGCCACCCCCAUGAAUACGAGGUACCGGUUGACUGCUGUCGCAGGUGCUUUGGAGGGAACACAGUGGCCAGACGUUGUGCACUAAAAGUCACCACGACUUGCAUCCCUUGUAUGAGAGACAAGUACACGGAGCAUCCCAAUGGCCUAACAGAGUGCCAGAGAUGUGAAUUGUGCGACACAGGAGCCAGGCUGCCGACAAAUGAGAAAUGCACGUAUAUGAAGGAGACUUUGUGCGGCUGCGCCCCGGGGCAUUUCUGCAGUUACACCACAGACUGGAACACCACAGACUGGAACUGUGAAAUGUGUACUCGCUCCACUGUCUGCCCCCCUGGCUCUAGGCUGAAAGUACCUGGCACCGAGUUCAGUGACAACCAGUGUGAAGUUUGCCCCGAUGGAACCUUCUCAGCAUCCAAUAUGUCCCGGGCCUGCCAGCCAUGGACCAAGUGCGAAGAGCAAAGGAUGACAGAAGCGAAGGCCGGGACACGUAUUUCUGAUGCCGUUUGUCAGCAAAGCAGCCUGUCCGGCGCUGUGAUAGCUGUGAUAAUUAUCCUUCUAGUCUUACUUGCGGCUUCAGGGGCUGGAGGCUACUUUUUAUGGCCGAAAGUGAAGAGGAAAUAUAAUGUAACAUGUAAACAGGGGACAGAGGACGAGCAAAAACAGGCUGAGCCUUUGAAAGCCAAUGGAACUGAUAUAUUUUGUGUUCAGGAAAUGGUUACAGUAAAUUCAAAAUCAUCUGCUUGAAGCAUCUGAACAAACAAAGAUGAGAGCCAUUACAAGUGGGAGAAGAAAGCCAGGAAAGCCAUUCAUCAGCCCUGCCAGUGGGAGAGGGUAACCAGAGAGAAUCCUGACUAGAGAGCUACGAGAAAUGGGCACCAGCCAUGGUCUCUUCUGUAGGAUCAGAGCUACUCUAGAGAAACCUGAGUGAUGAAUGACAGAGACUUGCCCACAGUAAGUGGCUGGAGGCCUCUAAAAUCCAGUGAAGAAGGAUUUUCAGUGAACAUCAUCAUCACCUUAGUCUCCGUGGCUACUUCUUGUUAGGCUGAGGCCUUCCUCAGGCACAUACUGCUGGGUGUAAUUGUCGCAAGAAUCACAGGUCCGAUAAUGAAUACCCAAGGGGGGAAGGACAGAACCAGGUGGACA
Messenger RNA from Pelodiscus sinensis (Chinese soft-shelled turtle), 1303 nucleotides. Lineage: Eukaryota; Metazoa; Chordata; Testudines; Trionychidae. The record is from RefSeq and is a predicted model, not a curated record.